Molecule: messenger RNA, 4577 nt
Organism: Cloeon dipterum
Lineage: Eukaryota; Metazoa; Arthropoda; Insecta; Ephemeroptera; Baetidae
Gene: REPTOR
Product: repressed by TOR
Exons: 10
Coding region: 406-2148 (580 amino acids)
Biological process (GO): response to unfolded protein; regulation of transcription by RNA polymerase II
Cellular component (GO): nucleus
Molecular function (GO): DNA-binding transcription factor activity, RNA polymerase II-specific; RNA polymerase II transcription regulatory region sequence-specific DNA binding
Source: RefSeq, a predicted model, not a curated record
AAACGCGAUUGAUCUUUUUCUUCUCAUGUGACCUUUAGUGUAGUAAUUUCCUCGUCCGAGUGAAUAAUACGCUGCCGAGGCGGCUGAAUCCAGUUGAUUCCGGCCAAAUCGCACUCGAAUUCGCGCGGCCCAGCGCUUGUCAUCCGCCGAAGCGAGUGUAGGAGCAUGUGAAUCGUUGCAGCAUCGUUUGCAGCAGUCGACCAACCACACGCCUCCCAGCGCUGCGUCCGCUGCAGUUUCUAGGCACCACUUGCAUCAUCCUCUCUCUCCGCUCGCUCGCCUUUGUUGAUACACAACACACACACGGAUACAGAGACCCGCGCUCAACACUCACACGUGAUUAGGAAGACUUCCACCCCGGAAAGGCUGGACAUCAUAAUCGAAGAAGACCUCGAGCCCUCCAGGAUGGCGGACCCCAUGUACGGGGGUGGCGAAAUGUUCUUCCUGAACUCGCCAAUAAAGCAGGAGCCCGGCAGCGCGAUGGACUCGCAGGGGGCCAACAACCCUUUGGGGCUGCCAAUCCCGAACCGGCGCGGUGGCGCCACCAGGGGCAUUGAGUUCAACUACGACCUCGAUGAGGCGCUGAUGCUUGGCGCCCUGCCCAGCCUAGGCAACGCCAACAACGCCCACCCUGGACACAUAUUGUCGAACCAGGACAUUUCCCUUACACAGGCCGUGACCGGAAACUUCAAUUUGGACUCUAAUCCGGUCGGGCCGUCUGUCUGGGUGUCCAUGUGCCACGACAGCACCUUCAAGAUGGACGAGGAGGACGACAUUCUGCAGGUUGACAAAGCGGACUUGAUUCAGGGCCCCACCUUGGCGGAGCUGAACGCCAACGACGAGACCCUGCUGGAGGACCUUAGCUUCGACGACCUCAUCCUUCCAGAUGACUCGGCGCUCCUAGGCUCCAUCACCGACUCAAACUCGCAGACAGCCUCCUUUCCCUCCUCGAAUGGCCAGAACUUCCUCAAGGAAAUGACGCAGCUCUCGUCUAGCAUGCCGGCCAGCCAGAACCUGUUCGUCGGCAUCCCCAGUCCUGGGAGCCAGCAGACACCGCUCGUAUUGUCUCCUCGCUCGCCUGCCCGACCCGGCUCCUCGAAUAGCAGCACCGGUAGGCACAGCACCCUCCACGAGCUGCUCAUGCGACGCAACGAGCCCGAUCAUUCGAGUCAACUGAGUCCAGGCAGUUUCAAUGUGCUUUCCUCGACUGCCGGACCCAGCACGUCGUCCAUGUCGCGUCUGUCGUCGUCGGCGCCAACGCACCUGGGCUUCGACCAGAUCUGGCAGCGCCGAGAGCCUAGGCAGCACCUCCUUUCGACGGGCUCGUUGGUUGAGGCCGGCUCCACCUCGUCCCUCUCAACUGGUGGCGUUCUCAGUCCAGCCUCGCACGAGCUCUCACACGACGAGGGAUUUGACUCUGAGGACGACAGCGACCACUAUGACGACUUUUCUUCUGACGGAGACUCUAGUGAUGGUGAGGGCGGCAGCUCUGGACGCGGAGGGCGGCCUAAGGGUUCAAAGAAGGAGCGCUAUUUUUGGCAGUACAACGUGCAGGCCAAGGGUCCCAAGGGACAGCGGCUCGUGCUCAAGACCAAGCAGGAAGACCCGCACUACCUUAAUGAGGUCACCGACCCCGUCUUCAGCCCCAGCUGCAGCGUCAGAGGCAUCAAGCACAGUGGCAAGGCGAGGAAAGGUGAUGGCAACGACCUGACACCAAAUCCAAAGAAACUGAACACAAUUGGCAAGGAACUGGACAAGCUUGGCAGGAUCAUCAACGACAUGACGCCGGUUAGUGAGCUCCCUGUCACGGUCAGACCCAAGUCGAGGAAAGAAAAGAACAAGCUGGCCUCAAGGGCGUGCCGGUUGAAGAAGAAAGCACAGCACGAGGCAAACAAGAUCAAGCUAUUUGGCUUGGAGAUAGAACACAAACGCUUAAUAGCCGCCAUUCAGCAAGUAAAAAGCAUGGUGGUCACCAGCUAUGGCAACGAUUCCGCUGAGGCCCGAGAGGAGAUCGCCAGGAAUGUCGAGAAAACAAGGAGAAUGGCACAGACAGGGGUGCACAUCGCCGGAAACACAACCGACUACGUGAACACGAUCCUGGACAAGGUGAAGGCCGGUGUUCCUGGGGGCGGACUGGAGGAGAUGUGAGACGAGGCCAAGCCUCCCUCGAGGAGGCGGGCGCAGUCGCUGAAAAUCGUGCCCGAGUGAGGAGGCUGAGUCUAGUCCCUUUUCGUCAGCGUCUGGGUCGGAGUCGCAACCUUUUUUAUCAUGGCGGAGAGCAAGCUUUUAAUUGUCGACAGAUGUAACCAACCGCGCACUUUAUCCAGCUUGUAUGAUAAUUCUUGUAACCGUAACUCUCUCUCUCUAUCUCUCGUCUAUCGUAAUUAUAUUAUCUCGCUCGUAUUCAACAACUUUCGCUGUUCUAUUCCGCUCGCGCCACGAGGAGAUAUUAUGUGGUGGUGCAGGUGGUGGAAGGUACGAACAAAUUACCAAAAUUCAAUCUGUCAACAGUUUUUUGCGAAAUCUGCCCACAACAAUUUGUGAUAUUGGCUCAAAAUAGGAGAGUACACAGUUAAGGAGAAAUAAUAUUUAUUUUUGUCUGAGAUUCAAUUUUUUAAAGUUAGCCAGAGUAGGCUUAGUGGUAAGCGUAACGACAUACACACACACACACACUCGCGCGCGCAUCAUAUAUAAUUAUAUAUUAUUAAAACCAACUAUUUGUAAACGAUAAAAAAUAGACGUAGUAGCUGCAGUACAUGUGAUAUGAAUCUAGCAACGUAAGUGAAUCCUCGUUCGGCCGGCCAGGGCCCGGACGUCGUUUUUGUUUCACACCAACUACGCUAACGUGUUACUCACGCCAAACUAAAGCGUACAUAAUUAUUUACCUCUGCUCUGAGAUCGAGCAGCGAAAAAUUCUUUAUUGACCGAUGCUGCACGCUGAAAAGACCGUUCCGCGGCUACAUAAUUCAAGGACCUGAAUGUCAAAAAUUAAUUUGGUAUGAUAAGGUUAAAAAUCGGGUAAUUGAAGUGCCGUUCGAAUAUUUGGAAUCCGCGUUAGCCGUCUAACGCUGGUCAACGAGAAAUGUCCAUAUUUCUAUGCCACCUUGAGCAGUGUUGACGCCUCAACGUAAUGACUUCUCAUCUAUUCCAGUGGUCCUUUGAUCACGCGUCAGCAGAUUCCAAAAAUUCCAACGGUCCUCUGAUUUCUAGAACAAUUUGCUGUACAUUUUGAUUUUAAUUUGUUAAGACGUAUGUCCUUCAAAUCCCCUUCCGCCAAACGAACCACACUUGGCCCCCCUUCCGCUUUCGGAAUCGUGACUCUGGCGCCCCCAGCAGUACUGCUGUUCUUCCGACCGCCAGAGGUUGGAGUGUGGACUUUUUGGCGUGCUGGUCGAAAGAUAUGUAAUUUUGUAGUUGAUUAAGUGCUAGCGUGUAAGUCCGUUAUUUCGACGAGAUAUUUUUUUACGCGAGAUCACUCAAUAGAUUCGUUCCGAGCAGCCACCCUCUAUGUGUUUUUACUUCUAUUUUGGUAGAUACGUAUUUUUUUGUGCCCCCCAUUCGUAGGUUCCGUGUAAGCUAGUCCGUUGUAAAGUUUGUUUGGUUAUUUGCGGGUAUCGAUACGAACAAGCCGAUUGUUUUAUACAUAUUUCUAUCUAUAUAUAUUCCCGAAUUGCCAUAACCUCAUCAUCCUUUUAUUUAUUCUCAGCUCAUUCGCUUUCGUUUCGGUUUAGUUUUUCAGCGGUGGAGGAUCUUUGACCCAGAGAGAGUAGGUGUAGUUUCGAAAGAAGGUGUUGUUUUUCCUCGCACAGACAUAGUGGAAUCAAUUAAAAUGCAUUUCAGCGCGUAGACAUAAUAUAACAAGUAUUGUGCAUUUUCCUCCUCUUCUCAACUCUUUAUCUUAACUAUUUACCGCGAAAAUAUAAAAGAAACGAAUAACCGAGUACAAAUAAUUACGGAGCUCUCCUCAAAAUGCAUUUUAAUCCAGCCACUUUUCUCGAAAGCAACACAACUUCCUUCCUUUUAUUGUUCGCUGAAGUUUUCCCUCCUCUCUUUUUAUUUUGAUUGAUUGUUACCUCACGAUUCGUAAAGCAAACGAAAGAAAGAAGCCUUGAAGAUAAAGAUAAAGUCUAAUUGCUAACUAGCUUUAGUGAAUUAUAAUUAUUAUGUACGCGUUUAGGUUUACAUUUUCCGCUCGAGACAUGGCUGCUUUAACUGUAGAGAUUAAGCUAAUCGUACUGUUAAGUGUAUCAAAAAAGAUGAUCGCACUUCUUGGAUUUGGACCCGAUAUAUUUGGAUCAUUUGUCUCGGUUGUUUUGUUUUUCAUUGCGACCGCUUCACUCACUCUGAAAGUGAGUCGUUUCGUCAAUGGACAAUAUUGUGAUCAUUUCGAGCGCCAUGCUGGCCGCCUUUUUCCUAUCGGGACAAAGCUCGGUUGCUGCGUGUUGAAUUGCAAACUAGGAAACGCUACUUUCUAUUUUGUAUGAAAUUUGCAAACCGAUUCAGUUCCACAUGUUUCUCUUUUUGGUAUGUUAAACGAGAGCCGAAUAAAAUACAAUACAUGUUGAGCAUGGCCAAAA